AUGACCCUUACUCCUACCGCAAGAUUUCAUAUUGGACUUAUUAAUCGACAUUGGUAUAAAGAUACAUUACAAGAAUUCGAUAUAUCAAAUAAUGCAUUCGUUUCAGUCUCUCCCUUUAAUAUAUCAAUAUUAAAAGCAAAUUCUUUACCAACAAAUGUAAAUUCAGCGAAUUUUGGAGAUUGGGAAGGAAGAAUUAUUGGUAAUAGCAAUAAUGGCAAUGGCAAUAAUAGUGGUAUUAAUCAUGGUGGUAAUAUUGAUAUUAUGAGUGUUCAAAAUUCAGUUGAAUGA
Molecule: messenger RNA, 288 nt
Organism: Funneliformis mosseae
Lineage: Eukaryota; Fungi; Glomeromycota; Glomeromycetes; Glomerales; Glomeraceae
Source: the annotation of a GenBank genome assembly